AUGACAAAAUUUAUGUCACCUCCGUAUACAAAAAAAAAAUGCAACGCGUUACAUAAAUUAAUACAAGCUAGGAAAAGUACACCAAAUGAAUGGCCCAAUUAUCCGAUAAAAGUUUUGCAAAGUACAGGUACUUAUACAGAAGCUUUAAUAGAAAUAGAUAAAUUAAAACACAAAGAUUAUAUCUAUACUACGGAUCAGACAGACAUAGAGGAUAAUACAAGUAUAACUAAAGAAAUAACAAAGAAAUCUAUAUCUCCAAUACGAGAUAUGUCAGGCAACUUGUUGACACAUAGAAAGUCUUCGUUUAGUGAAUCAUCAUUCGAUAAUGAGGCACAAGAAUCUUCUUCAUCAGAUGAAUCUAUAAACCAAAAGAUCACAAAGUUCUUUCAAACAACAAAUUAAUAAUAUAAGU
Messenger RNA from Mycetomoellerius zeteki, 412 nucleotides. RefSeq lists its product as uncharacterized. The coding region runs from base 1 to 402 and encodes 133 amino acids. The transcript has 3 exons. The record is from RefSeq and is a predicted model, not a curated record. NCBI's taxonomy places the organism in Eukaryota, Metazoa, Arthropoda, Insecta, Hymenoptera, Formicidae.